AUGGCAACGCUGCCGGUUUCUACCCAACCGAAUUGUGCUACUCCAAUUCCCAUUUCACCUUGGCAGUUGGUACGUAUCUAGCAGGCACCGAACGCGCCGACAACUUGUCAGAAAUACCAGGUUACACCCCGGUUGCAAUCUAGAUCGGGAAUUUUUCUCCACACAGGCUUGUUUUAAUGUUUCCCGUCGCGUCAGUCAACAAGAUUUUUAGAGAAUGUCAGCCGCAUGAUAAAUUAGAUUGACCAUGCUGCUUGUCCAUGCUUAUUUCAUGCCCGUCUUCUUCUCCUGUUUCUUUCUUUUGGUACAGCCUCAAAACCACAGAUCCAACUGCAAUGGCCGAUGAAACCACCCCUCUUCUAAGAGUAUCUCCCCAGAGAAACAGCAGACAGGCCCACUGGAUUUUAUUCGUCCUCUCCAUCGUCAUAGUCACAAUCGACUUUGCGGGCUCUCUUUCCGUCGCUCCCCAGACGCAAAUCCUCGAGGACAUCAUCUGUCGCGAUCUUCACCCCGAUUCCAUCGCAUCAUCUUCAUCAACAUGCAAGGACGCCGACGUCCAGAGCGAACUAUCGCUCAUUAUCGGAUGGACAGAGACCUUUAAUCAGCUGCCGGGGAUUAUUCUCGCCCUGCCAUUUGGUUUUAUGGCUGAUCGAGUAGGAAGGAAGAAAGUCACCAUUCUAAGUCUGGUUGGGCUCAUCUUGCAGGAGGUUGCGCUGAGAAUUAUCUGUUGGAACAGUCCUGCCAUUCCGCCUCGGGCCAUCUGGUUCACAGCGUUAUUCCAGAUCUGUGGCGGCGGAGCACAAAUCGCUGCCUCGAUGGUCUUCACCAUGUUAACGGAUAUCUAUCCAGUUGAGAAACGCACGAACAAAUUCUUCAUCAUCGCUGCAGCAGCUCUCGGAACUCAAAUCAUAGCCAACCCUAUCAGCGCGUGGCUAAUGACCAGAUCGCCCUGGCUACCGUAUCUCCUCACUUUGGCCUGUGAGUUCUUUGGCCUGACUGUGCUGCUGUUUAUACCAGAGACGCUGCCUAAAAAUUUACACGGGGAUGACGAGACCACAUCACAAAGCGCAGCGGAUAAAGGUAGGAGCGAGGGCACGCAGGAUAGUAUCUUCAGCACGGUUUUCCGUUCCGCAUUAACCCAAUUGCUGCGUAUACGCGAAUUCAUCUGGAACGACAAGACCGUCUUUGCAAUCUCAGCUGCAUUCUUCGCAGCCAAUGUUGGCGACCAGGCACUGAGGUUGGCACUGCAGUAUGCAUCAAAGAGGUUCGGCUGGUCAGUGGCAAAGGCCAGCAUCCUCCUCUCAUUGAAAGGGAUCAUAAACUUCGUGCUCCUCCUACUAAUCCUUCCAGUAAUCUCCCACCUCCUCACCACCUACUUCCGCCUCGCCCCGAUUCCAAAGGACCUCCUGAUCGCACGCACCAGCGCCGCCCUCCUUGUCAUCGGCUUCAUCCUCAUGGCCCUCGCCCCAGAGCCCAUCCUCUUCAUCAUGGGAAUCUCCAUCCUCUCGCUGGGCUGGGGCUUCUACGCGGCACUGCGCAGCGUCGUCAGCGCCCUCGUGAGCGAGGACCAUAUCGGCCUGCUGAAUACCACUAUUGCGCUUGUACAGGGGCUGGGAGCUGUUGUGGCGGGGCCGGCGCUAGCUGGGGCGUUCAAUCAGGGUAUGAGGAUGGGUGGCGCGUGGAUUGGUUUGCCGUAUCUUGUGGGGGCGGUUUUGGUUGGGGCGGCCGGGGGCGUUACGGCGGUUGUGAGCCUUGAGUCGAGGUGAGAAUGGAGGGAGAGCGAAGAGGACGGUAUCCACCAGUAGGAGUGGCUAAUAUUUUGAUAUAUACUUGGGACUUGGGCGAUAGAAUUCGUCUUGACAGGAUAAACAUAGAUCUUGGAGGAAUACGAGUACCUUGCCAUGUUGUUGUCAGUCUAUAAUUAGAUACUGAGGAAAAUCAGGAAGUGACCAAGUCUGAGCUGCAUAAUAACUAUACAUAGCCGUGUCAGCCGCGCUAGAGACUCCUGGGCUGCUUGGCU
Molecule: messenger RNA, 2017 nt
Organism: Aspergillus calidoustus
Lineage: Eukaryota; Fungi; Ascomycota; Eurotiomycetes; Eurotiales; Aspergillaceae
Source: the annotation of a GenBank genome assembly